CUCUGAUUGUUUCCUCCACAGUCCUCUUGAAAGAAUUUCAACCUCUCUGUACACCCAUUUAUGUAUGGGAGAUCCAUUUUUGACUUCUUUUUCCCAAAAAUCUAUAGUAAAAAAAGCGCCUAGCUCUCGAACCUUUAGAAGAGCAUCUAUUUAUUGUGUGGCGUCGUGUCCAUUUCAAUCUAAAUAAAUUAAUCUGUUGCGAAUGGUGCGUGGAUAAAUAUUCUAGAACUAGCUAAAGGUAGGCUAAGAUGGGCGGUAGCAACAACUACGACGACUUCGUAGAUGUGUCCGAUGGGGAGGGCGGCGAAAGUUCCUCGGAUGAUGAGAUUCGGGAAACGCGAAGAAGUAUGGCGUUCUCAAACGUAUACAUUCUCAAGUGUUACAUGAAUUUCUAAUGCAAGAAUGCCAUCAGACACGCCGCCAUCAAGCUAUUUCGCAUGACAAAUUCUCUUCAAAGGGCUAAACUUAAACAGCGCUAAAAUCUGUGCCGACUUUGUAAUGCGAAAGGUGCAACAAGCUUGCCCCUUUCAGUAUUUCUGUUCUUGCAACACAAAUUCAUGUAACAUUUGAGAAUGUAACAGUUGAGAACGCCAUAAGAAGAAACGCCGAGUUGGAAGACUCUGACGACGAGAACGAAAACAAAGAGGACCCUUUUUUUUUCGAAAACAACUCUUUUCGGCAACAGGACGACUACGAUGCCGGACUCGAGAAGGAGCUGCAUAGAAGUACAUCAGGAACAAAUUCAAAUAAAAGGACCAAUCCCGACGACCAGAUCAACUCGAGCCAGAACAGACGCGGAGGCGCAGCUGAUAAUAAAAACUUUGGCGCAAACAAUUCUACCUUUUGGGACCCAAUUGAGGAGGAGAAGGAGAAAAAGCGCAGAAAGAAGGAGGAAAAACUUCUGCACGAGAAGCACACUUCGGGCAUUGGGGAGGGGAAGAAAGUGAUGCUGCACGGGUUGCUGAACGCAAAGCAUUUGAACGGAGUCAUGUAUGAAUUGUAAAAGUAUCGUACUAGUAUGAAGAACUGCAAUACAAAUUGUCUCAGCAUUACUAAUUUAAUUUGUAAUACGGAUUUACGAACUAGACUUGUAAUGCAUAAACUGCAAUUACUACGAAUGCGAUGCUUUUGCACAGGAUAUCAUGGGCUACGUCGCAAAGGACGUGAUGCUGAACGGCGAGGAUCUUCACAUGACAAACGGUACUAGCAACCAACAGGAACAACAAAAUCGCGUUUCCGUCCUUUUGAUGACCGCGAACCACGAGGAGAAGAUAUUACAGUGAAAAAUGCCCCCACGACCCCCAAAGUUGCAAUAAUUUGUGAUGCGAAGUUUCCAAAUGGAAGCCUCUUGUCAUGCAUGAAAGGAGCAUGAGUCUUUCUGAUGCAGGGUCUCGGCGUAUUAUAUAGCAUCGCUUGCAUGACAAGCGCCGCUUUUGCUGGGGUCUUUUGCAAUGCAAGUUUUUGCUUUUCACGACUGAAAAUAAGCUGUGAUGCUGAUAGAUGCAAGAGGGCGGGCGUUUCAUUUGGAAAGGUUUGCAAUACAAAUGCUCCCAGGUUCCGGGGCGGUGGGGUCAUUUUUCAUUGCAAUAGAAGAAGAUUUUUCCGAAAAAUUUACUAGAAAUCCACACGGAUUCCAUCGGGCGGCUGAGGAACCUGGUCAGUGCGCACAACCUGAACGGUAUCGCGAGAAAAAAAUGUUUCACUGUGAACUUGUGAUGCAUAGAAUGGAACACAGAACUGUUUGUCUUGCUACACCUGCAAGACCUUGACUCUUUAGGGGUGUUUUCCCUUUGACAGCGCGCAUGGCAAAUUUUCUGUGUCAUGUGUAAGAAACUUGUGAGGCAGAUCCUGCAAAAUCAUCACAGUGAAAAAGUUUUUUCGUGGGAUAGACGGGCUCCUCGUGCAGGUCGGAAAAUUCGACCUGCAGACGGCACGGUACGAGGUAUUGGUACUGCCGCACGCGGAAAAAACCAUCGAACUGUGCGUCAAGAAAAUCAAGCCCGAAAAUAUCGAAAUCGUAAGGAAAUACGACGCGGUGCUGCUUCCGAAAUUUCGAAGGCAGGAGCAGGUGAAGGGGAAAAAUGCCCCGACUACAGCAACCACAACUUCCACCACCACUCCCCACAAAAUCACCGUCUCGCCGGGGUUCGUCGAAACAGAGAUCGACGGGAAAAUUUCCAACACAAAGUCUAUCGCGGUGGAGCUGAAGCCGAAGUGCGUGAAGAUCCUGGAGCAAAUGGAAAAGAUCGGGUUGCCCCUGCCGCAAUUGGUGCGGUUGGAAGAUUUGAAGAAAGCAACCCUGCCCUCCUCGGAACAGAAAGAAGGCUCGCCACCCGCCGCCUUCUUCCUCGACACGGUCCAAACGGUUUCGAGCCGAAAUUUGAUAAAACAGGCCGCGGAAGAGCAACACGCUAGCACUAGAACUACAGGUGCUGUUGAUACAAAAACCGGAAGUCACCAGAUCCGUAUUGUCGGUGUCAGUCUGCCGAGGUACGAGGUGUGCGCCAUCCAGAAACCCACGAAGGAGGAAGACGUCGCUGGUUUGAAAGCGAUUUUUCACGACCUCUGCACCGAAUACGAAAAGGCCUGCGGCAUUUUCACAACCUCCACAACGGAACAAAACAGCAACGUGUUUUUCUUUUUCCCGCACCUGGCCGUCAAGCCAUUUCCGCUGCUGAAGCAGCUGCUGUGUCAAUACUACCCCUGUUUCCUCCCCAAACUCUGCACGGAGGUGAUCGCCUUGGGGGUGCAGCCGUGUUCUACUUCAUCUGCUGCAACUACGGAGCCGACGAACAACAAGUCGCUGACCCAGCUCCUUUCGUGUGCGUGGGUGCGCCUGGAUUUGCUGCUUUUAUCAAAUGCAAAAGUGUCUGGGUCUGGAAGAUUUCUAGACUUGUCAUGCAGGUUUUGCAUGAGUCUUGAUGUCUGUGAUGCGUGCCCUAGCAGCACAGAUUUUUUGAGGGCUUCUUGAUGCCUAUUCCGCAUUACAAAUGCCAUUUCCGCGUAGCAAAAAUCACAUUCCCUUUGCUGCUCAUGCAAUACAGAUUUUUUUGCAAUUUAAAUGCAGCAUCACAAGUUCCAAUCUUCCAGACCCAGACAUUUUUACAUUUGAUAGCUUUGCCAGUACUACAAUGUCACGGUAUACUUCGUGAAAGAGAAGAAGCACAACCAGACGCUGAACAAAGUAGAUGAAACCUCAACCAAAGCUCCUUCUCCUAUCCGCUUCAACCUCGACAGUGCGAAUUUUCUCUUUUCCGAGACUAUCAAAUGCAAAAAUGUCUGGGUUAGGAAGAAUGCAAGUUUGUCAUGCUUGUCUGGCAUGAUUCGAGAAUCUGUGUUGCAUAGGCACGAAAAGACCCUCUUACCUGUCAUGCAAAAACGCAGUUUGCCAUGCGGAAUACGUAAGACAUGGCAGCCAAAAAAAUUGUGAUGCAUAGCUGCGUAUUGCAGUCCGGCUAUCAUCCACUUUUUGCAUCACAAGUUUCCAGACCCAGACAUAUUUGCAAUCCAUAGAGACGUCGCUGAAGCAACACGUGAAAAGCCCGACCAGCGGCAUGGUGGUCAGCGGGAGUUUAUGCAUUGCAAAUAUGUCUGGGUCUGGAAACUUGUGAUGCUAACUUAUGAAUUGUGGGGACACUGAAAUAAGCUGCGACCACGCAUGACAACUUUCUGGGCUCUCUUGUGUUUCGCUUCCCCUUCCCGAAUGAUAAGCUACAUUUUUGCAUGACAGGCAAGAGGCUCUUGUUUUCCUGCUCACGCAUUACAGGUUCAAGAGUCAUGCGAGACAAGCAUGACAAGCUUGCACUCUUCCAGACCCAGACAUAUUUGCAUUGGAUAGAGUUACGGCAGUUUGAACCCCGUCUUCGGCACGUUUUUGAGCGGGAGCGCGAACAACACAUCAACGCCUGGUGGGUCUUUCAUGGAGAAAAAAGCGGUGGCGGAAUACGCCAGCUGGUGCUUCGACGCGGUUUGCAGUAGGGGCGCUGGUAGCAACUUGGAGCCCACAGUUGCAGUGGAGAUGUGGGAGUUGUGACAGAAGAUUUAUUGUUCUCAUGGAUCAUAAACCAGAGCAACAUGAUCACCUUCAUGAUAAACAACAAACCUUUAAAAAAACCUUCGCAAACUGCAACCCGCCUUACCUGCAAGCAGGUGAGGAGUUCUGUUCUGGAAGAAAAGAUUAAGAGCGAUAAACUCGAGCGUCGAGGGCUUUUUUGUGGAGCGAGCUCGCUGUUGCC
Messenger RNA from Amoebophrya sp. A120, 4235 nucleotides. The record is from the annotation of a GenBank genome assembly. Lineage: Eukaryota; Dinophyceae; Syndiniales; Amoebophryaceae.